Parastagonospora nodorum SN15 is the source of this 2382-nucleotide messenger RNA. RefSeq lists its product as hypothetical. NCBI's taxonomy places the organism in Eukaryota, Fungi, Ascomycota, Dothideomycetes, Pleosporales, Phaeosphaeriaceae. The record is from RefSeq and is a predicted model, not a curated record. Gene Ontology annotation, cellular component: GID complex. The transcript has 7 exons. Gene Ontology annotation, molecular function: protein binding. Bases 1 to 2382 code for a protein of 793 amino acids. Gene Ontology annotation, biological process: proteasome-mediated ubiquitin-dependent protein catabolic process.
AUGGCUUAUCGGCGGCGAUUAAACCCAUGUGACCGCGGCGGGUCGACCCGGGGCAUGGUGAUCAGCAAACACGUCCUGCCGCCCUCCAACGGCCAUCUCCAGACACUCCCUGCCCUAGUGGAGCUACACCGGAGCUUCCCGAAAGGAAGCUCUUCAACGGCCCAGCGCCUCCGACACCCAAUACCCGCGUCAUCUGCGGGUACGUGGAGGCACACCGAAGUCCUGGCAAACGAAACAGACACAAUUCCCCCCAUCGCCCCCGCCGACCCAUCCCUCCCGACCUCCCAAGCUUCUCCUUCCCAUCCAUCCUCUGCCCAUCACCCCGACGCCGAGCCCAGCACCAGCGCUUCCAACCAGCCACUUGCCGCCCCAACCGCACCGUCGUCUGAUCUCGCUACAGCCGGAAAGCGCAGGCACAGUCUCUCCGAGAGCGACGAAGAGGCCAAUCAGACUGCGCAAACAGGCCGGUCCGCACGCCAUACAGCCAAGCGCAGGCGCAGGCGCACAACGCAAGGGACGAUGCGCCUUGACAACAACGACGCCUCGAAACGAUCACGAUCACCCUCCCAAACCUACACCAACGGAUCAUCCCGAUCAUCGGGUCUCCGAUCGCCUCGGGGCAAGACUUCGAAUGGAGACUCGCAUGCUCGGACAGAGAGCAACGGCUCGUACACGAAUGGAGGUCCGGUAGCAAACGGCAAUGCGGUACCGCCAACCUUCUACGGUCACGACAGGGAAGAGGUGACGAGGAUACUGAUACAGAGCCUGACGGAUCUGGGAUACCAUGGCGCUGCCGGCACGUUGUGUAAAGAGAGUGGUUUUCAGCUCGAGGGACCCACAGUCGCGUCUUUUCGCAGCUCGGUGCUAAAUGGAGACUGGACUGAGGCUGAAGAGUUAUUGUUCGGCACGAAUACGUACGAUGGGGGAGGAGUUGGCUUGGACGCGUCAUAUGGGAAGUCGUGGUCCAAGUCGCAUUCAAGGUCAAAUUCGCAGCAUUCGGGAGGGCUGACGCUGGCUGAGGGCGCCGAUCGGGACGAGAUGAUGUUUUGGAUGAAGCAGCAAAAGUAUCUGGAGCUCCUGGAACGUAGGGAGUUGGGCAAGGCGCUCACAGUGCUUCGACAGGAGCUUACUCCGCUCCAUCAAGAUGUUGGGCGGCUCCAUGCUCUUUCUAGUCUUCUCAUGUGUCAGUCUGCAGAAGAUCUGAGAUUGCAAGCUCAGUGGGACGGGGCACGAGGCGAAUCACGAACACAGCUGCUGUCAGAGUUAUCAAAAUCAAUAUCGCCGAGCGUAAUGAUUCCAGAACAUCGCCUAUCAGUACUGCUGGACGAUGUCAAGGACAGCUGGAUAUCAAAUUGCUUGUAUCACAACACCGCCGCUUCGCCUUCACUUUACCUUGAUCACAAGUGUGAGAGAGAAGACUUCCCCACAAGGCCAGUUCUCGAACUCAAGCAUCACAAGGACGAGGUGUGGUUUCUACAAUAUUCAAAUGACGGCACAAUGCUUGCUUCCUCUAGUAAAGACUCGACCAUCUGCAUUUACGACACCAAGACGUACAAAGUGCUGUAUCAUCUUGACGAGCACCAGGGUUCGGGAGUAACGCACCUUGCAUGGAGUCCAGACAACACCAAGAUCGUCACCUGUUGUUCACAGCCGGAGAACGCUGCACGGAUAUGGGAUGUCAAGGCUGGCGUGUGCAUCGCGUACAUUAAUGAAUUCACAUAUCCAUGUACCACAGCGGCCUGGACGCCGUCUGGCAAGCACGUGGUCAUCGGAUCGCAAGAUGAUAAGACAGGCUGCGGCAUCUGGGACUUUGAAGGCCGACAGAUUCACAACUUCUGUGAAGACGGUUCCAAAAUACGUGCAAACGAUCUCGCGAUAUCACCUGACGGCCAACGGCUCGUAGUCGUCUCCGAGAGCUCGAUCGUGGCCUAUGACUUUACAAGCUACGAGAAGAUUUGCGAAGUACGAUCUGACGACGUCAAACUAACAAGCGUCACCAUUAGUCAAGAUUCGCGACAUAUGUUAGUCAGUAUGAGCCCAGACGAAAUCAAGCUCAUGGAGAUCGACACUGGAGACACGAUACGGACAUUCAAAGGACAUCAACAGACGCAGUUCAUUAUUCGCUCCGCGUUUGGUGGCGCCAAUGAGAACUUUAUUGUCAGCGGGAGUGAGGACUCAAGAAUAUACAUCUGGCGCUCCAGCGGCCGCCUCGUCGAAACCCUCGAGGCCCACGUCGGCUGCGUCAACAGCGUCGCAUGGCAUCCCAAAGACCCCACCGUCUUCGCUUCCGCCGGCGACGACCACAGAGUCAGGAUAUGGAAACCUGCCAGCGCGCCACCGAUACCCUCGAGUAGCGGGCCGAGCAAUGGGUAUGGAAGGUAG